Ochlerotatus camptorhynchus is the source of this 921-nucleotide messenger RNA. It is a transcript of the gene amx, whose product is annotated as almondex. The transcript has 4 exons. The coding region runs from base 98 to 832 and encodes 244 amino acids. The record is from RefSeq and is a predicted model, not a curated record. Lineage: Eukaryota; Metazoa; Arthropoda; Insecta; Diptera; Culicidae.
AUCGAAAAACAGCAGUAUAAAUUCAUUGAAUUACUUAAAUAACGCAAAAAUUAAAAGUAGUUCAGUACACUUCCACUGUAGAUUAAAGCAAACGAAAAUGUUAGGCAGAGGCUGUGUUCGAUUAAAUUUAAAAUCGGUGAUCUUUUUGAUAAUUUCAUUGAUUCUGACACAUGUAAGGAUCACACAAACCUCUGUAAAUUCGAAUAAUCCAGAAGUAAUCCCCACUAAACUGGAGAAAACUAGCACCGAUAAUGACCGUAGUGCUCUAACCAUCAAUUCUGGGAUUAAAAUACCAUCAGACACCAGUCACUGUCCGAAUGGCACCCUGUGCGGUGAUUUGCCAAACUCCUGCCUCCAGUGCAAUUACAACGCUCAGUGCAUCUACGGAGCGGAAAUGAACGUAACUUGCAUACCUAAAAGCUCUGUCAGUUGUGAUGGGCCCAGUCACGAGAUCAAACGGAAAACCAUUUGCCGGUACUGCUAUCAAACGGAACGAUGGGAGCAGGCUUGUGAGCAGAAGGGUGGCUGUAAUUCCAUAGAUUCCCAGUUCAAAACUAAUUGCACCGUAAAUACGGAGAUCCUAUGCAUGGGUCACAGGACAUUUAUGAAGAAGGUACCAUGCAACUGGACUCAAGGCUACCGCUGGUCUACUACGCUGAUUUUAAGCAUUACGUUGGGAGGAUUUGGCGUAGACCGGUUCUUCCUCGGACAUUGGCAGGAAGGAAUCGGUAAGCUGUUUAGUUUUGGGGGUUUGGGUGUGUGGACUUUGAUCGAUGUGCUGCUGAUCUCACUGCACUACCUAGGACCGGCGGAUGGUUCGUUGUACAUUUAAGGUAAAAUCCAAGAUACUCGAAAAUCUGAAUGCUAGCAAAGAUCAUUUUGAUAUAUGUGAUAAAUAGAGUAAGAUGUCUGAUAGGAAAA